AUGCCCGGGAAGAAGUUUUUGAGUAGCAGUCAGCCUGAAGACAAAGUUGUGGCUGACGACUUCCCAAUUUUUGGUGGAGAUUCAGAGCAGCGGAGCGAGCAGCGCAACUCGUUUGCCUCUUGGACAGACUAUGCCUCACAAGAUCCCAGGAUUGCACCAAACCGUCUCUCUCAUGAGCUCAGCAACAAAUAUGUGGAUAAUUUUUUGUUAGAGGUGAAAGAUGCGCCAUGGACCUUUCGCCGCUUAAUCCGCGAGUCGCGCGGGGAUCCUGAAGAGAUCAGUGAUAUGUUGUUGAGAGUCUUUGGGUGCACUGCAUCAUGGCCAACGCUGAGUGGAAGUCCCUCAGCAGACCUGUAA
Messenger RNA from Cladocopium goreaui, 357 nucleotides. Lineage: Eukaryota; Dinophyceae; Suessiales; Symbiodiniaceae. The record is from the annotation of a GenBank genome assembly.